This is a messenger RNA of Plutella xylostella (diamondback moth), 4623 nucleotides long. RefSeq names its product serine/threonine-protein kinase warts (gene wts). Gene Ontology annotation, molecular function: ATP binding; protein binding; protein serine/threonine kinase activity. Lineage: Eukaryota; Metazoa; Arthropoda; Insecta; Lepidoptera; Plutellidae. Gene Ontology annotation, biological process: peptidyl-serine phosphorylation; regulation of organ growth; hippo signaling. The record is from RefSeq and is a predicted model, not a curated record.
GGUAAUUCUUCAAAAUGGUCGCUGUGUAUGGUUUGCCAACUUGCAUGUCUGUGUUUCAGAGUUCUUUGUUUUCAUAAUACUUUUGAUACUGUAUCAUUUACAAAUAACUGCAAUACAAUAUUGAUGUGAUUCGGUAUUAAUGAAUUCGAGUGACCCGUGACUGGUUACUAAUGUGCACGAACAUAGAUGUCAUCGCUAAUGUGAGAGUUCUCUGCUAUAAUUUUUAUUUUACGGGAUUAUGACGUUUAUGAUUCUUAUUCGGAUAAUUUGGAUUUGAAGACACUAAAAGGUAUCAGGACCACAAACAAUCAUAAAAACAGCAAGUCAACAAACAGUAUGAUAAUCAAACAUAAAAAGUGAAAAUAAGUGGUAAACUACAAACUGAGUGAACUGUUUGACUCCACACAUAAAGUGUUGAAUUGUAAAUGUAUGUGCGGAGUGUAAUGUUUGGUGAGUGGUGGCGGUGGUGCGUGGAGGUGUGAUGGGCGGCGCGGGGUGAGCUGACGCUCGCGCGGGCGCCAUGAACCCGGCGGCGCCCGGCAACUCCGGCAAGACGGCCACGCGCUCCUCCGGGUACCACCAGAAGGCGCUUGCCGAGAUCCGCAACUCAUUGCUCCCGUUCGCUAACAUCGGGAGCUCGGAGCCCCCUGGCUCCUCUGCUGCAAGCACUGUCAGCUCCGGAGUGAGUUCUGGCUUCAGCUCCUCUUCGGGCAAUGGCCUGGAUAAGGAUCUCAAUGUGCUACCACAAUCAUUAAACCAAUUAAUUGCUCUGGGAUACGAUGAGGAUCCUGCAGUCAGAGCACUCAAGUAUGGGGGCGGGCGGCUGGAGGCGGCGCUGGACUACCUGUCCAAGCAGGGGGAGGGGAUGAACGGCAUGAAGGGCGGCGCCAUGGCGCUGGGCAGCAAGCUCAUCCGCAAGCCGAGCCUGGAGCGCGAGCUGGCGGCGCACCGCGGCUCGCCCGCGCUGGACUCGGGCGCCGGCUCCUCGCGCUCCGACAGCCCGCGCCAGGACCACCACGACAAGCUGUCGCGCCAGUACUCGCCCUCGGCCUUCGCGGAGCCGCCGCCGCCGCCGCCGCCGCGCUGCCCCUCCACGCCCCCCGUGCCGCCCUCCGUGCAGCAGCUCAUGAAGCGCAUGUCCCCCGCGCCGCCGCUGCCCCCCGCGCGCGGCACCUCCCCCGUGCACGCGCCCCCCGCGCCCCCCGCGCGGCCCAUGAUCGUGCAGAACAACCCGCAGGUGCAGCAGCAGCUGUCGCAGCAGAUGCAGGCGCUGUCGCUGUACCAGGGCGGCGCCGAGCUGCCCCCGCCCUACCCGCUGGCGGGCGUGCCGCCGCCGCCCUCCUACUCCGUGUCCAUGCAGCACCGGCAGAGCCCCACGUCGCAGGACUACCGCAAGAGCCCCUCGUCCGGCGUGUACUCGGGCGCGUCGGGCGGCUCCCCGUCCCCCGCGCCCGCGCCCGCCCCCGCGCGCCCCGCGCCGCUGCAGGCGUGGACCGCGCGCCAGGCUGUGCAGCCGCCCAUCAUCAUGCAGUCCGUGAAGAGCACGCAGGUGCAGAAGCCGGUGCUGCAGACGGCCAUCGCGCCGCCCGCGCCCGCGCCCGCGCCGCCGCAGCCGCCGCCGCCGUCCUACGCGAGCUCCAUCCAGCAGAAGGCGGCGGCGGCCACGCCCCCGAGCUACCCCGCGGCGCCCAAGCCGCCCUCGCCCGGCGCCGCGCCCGCCAGCGAGCCGCCCAGCUACGCCAUCACCAUGCAGGCGCUGGCGGCGCAGCGCGCGCUGCCGCCCGCCCCGCCGCCCUACGCCUCGCAGGACCCGCCCGAGGGCAAGUGCCCCAACCAGAACUGCUCCAACAAGCUUGGCGUGGCGUCCGGCUCGGACAAGCGGCCGGCGCCGCCCGCCCCGGCCGCGCCCGCCCCCGCCGCGCCGCCCAAGAAGAUCCGCCACCAGUCGCCCAUCCCCGAGCGGCGCACCAUCAGCAAGGAGCAGGAGGACGCGCGCCGCGACUGCAAGGUGCGCAACUACUCGCCGCAGGCCUUCAAGUUCUUCAUGGAGCAGCACGUCGAGAACAUCCUCAAGUCGUACAAGCAGCGCAUGUUCCGCCGCAUGCAGCUCGAGAAGGAGAUGACGAAGAUCGGGUUGAGCGCGGAGGCGCAGUGCCAGAUGCGCAAGAUGCUCUCCCAGAAGGAGUCCAACUACAUCCGGCUGAAGCGGGCCAAGAUGGACAAGUCCAUGUUCACGAAGAUCAAGCCGAUCGGCGUCGGCGCGUUCGGCGAGGUGACGCUCGUGCGCAAGAUCGACACGAGCCACCUCUACGCCAUGAAGACGCUGCGCAAGGCCGACGUGCUGAAGCGCAACCAGGUGGCGCACGUGAAGGCCGAGCGGGACAUCCUCGCCGAGGCCGACAACGAGUGGGUCGUCAAGCUCUACUACAGCUUCCAGGACAAGGACAACCUCUACUUCGUCAUGGACUACAUCCCGGGCGGAGACCUCAUGUCUCUACUCAUCAAACUAGGAAUCUUCGAGGAGGGACUCGCGAGGUUCUACAUCGCGGAGCUCACGUGUGCGGUGGAAAGUGUACACAAAAUGGGCUUUAUUCAUAGGGAUAUCAAGCCGGACAAUAUUCUCAUAGAUCGCGACGGACAUAUAAAGCUCACUGACUUCGGACUGUGUACGGGGUUCAGGUGGACGCACAACUCGAAAUACUAUCAAAGAAAUGACCACGGACGGCAAGACUCCAUGGACCCAGUCGACGGCGAGUGGGGCGCGAUGGGCGAGUGCCGCUGCCACCAGCUCAAGCCUCUGGAGCGGCGACGCAAGCGCGAACACCAGCGUUGUCUGGCCCACUCUCUAGUCGGCACACCAAACUACAUCGCCCCCGAAGUGCUUACCAGGACUGGGUACACGCAGCUCUGUGAUUGGUGGUCGGUGGGAGUGAUUCUGUAUGAGAUGCUGGUCGGGUCGCCGCCGUUUCUGGCUAACACGCCCGCGGAGACGCAGCUUAAGGUGAUAAACUGGGAGAGCACGCUGCACAUCCCGGACGCGGCGAACCUGUCGCGCGAGUCGAAGGACCUGAUCCUGCAGCUGUGCUCCGGCCAGGACACGCGCCUCGGCAAGGACGCCUCCGAGGUGAAGGCGCACCCCUUCCUGCAGGCCAUCGACUUCGACAAGGGCCUGCGCCGCCAGGUCGCCCCGCACAUACCGCACAUUGAGUACCCCACCGACACCUCCAACUUCGACCCCAUAGACCCCGACAAACUACGCAACUCCAGCUCAGACUCUAACAAAUCGGAUAGUGAGUUACUGGAUAAUGGGAAGACGUUCCAUGGGUUCUUCGAGUUCACGUUUCGGCGGUUUUUUGAUGACGGCGGCCCUGGGUACACCAACAAGAUCAACCUAGACGACAGCGACGGGCCCGGCCCCGUGUACGUCUAGAACCGCAGAGCCGCCCGAACUCUCUCUCAAACAGUGUGUGCCAAGACUUUCUCUCUAUUAAAAUGCUAGUUUUGCUACACGUAACGAAUUGUAACGUAUUUAAAAGUGUCUUAUUAAUUAAUACCGUAUUGUUAAUAAUCCCGGUGAUAAUGUUGUAAUAUUUUAUCGUUAUGUAUUUUGUAAGAGUAAUCGUAUGCUGUAAUAUAUUUAAUGGAUGGAUCGCAGUUGGUGGACGCGCCCGGUGCCAGCGGAGAGGCCCUGCCUGUCCGUAUUUAUUAACAAAGGACGGUAAAUUAAUUUAGUUAAAUGUGAGCUAACUUAGGUAUUGCGGUAUCGGCAGGCAGGUUUAGUAAAUAAGGCGUCCUCUUAAUGUUUCUACAUUGUGUCGCUGUUCCAUUCAAUGUAUACUAUUUUUGUAACUAGAGAAAUUAUUUAUGAGAUAAGAACAAGCAUACUGGAUUUAGCGAAUGAUUGAUAUCGUCACUAUAUUUUCUUACGUAUUUAUAUUGGUAGGCCGCUUAAUUAUUGUGUGUUUGUUUAUAUAAUUAUAGAUAGGAUAUAACUUGUAAAGUAUCAAGCGCUGAAAACAAACCGUUUUUGUAAAUCGGCACGCAUCGUAGUCUGUAACUGUGAAGUGCUUCCUAUCUCGAAGCUGUAGCUCAUUGUGUGUGCCUUACAUGAAAAUGUGAUCUUUUAUACACGUGACUUUUUGUACCGGUAGGGAUUUAAAAAAUAAAACAAUUGCAACCACGUUUUUUAGAUUUCAAGAUUGUGUUGUAGAUGAGUGCAAUAUAUAUUUAUUUAAAUUAACAGUCGCAGAUACACUCUUGAUAUGUAUGAAACAUAUUUUUUAUAUUGACUAGACAUUGCGCUGCAUGUUGUAAUAGCUGCCCAGCUGUGUAGUUUCAAAAGAACAUGUUUCAUGUUCAUAUUAUAGUAUUUUUUGUUUUCACUAACAUUUUGCCCAUUAUUUAAACUUAGUUGCAAAUAUACCUAUAGCUACAUUUUGAACAAAAAUUUAGGUGUGAUUAUUAUAAGAGUAAAAUAUAAUAUCAUAUAGGCCUGGCCUAACAGUACUGUACAUUAUGAUAAAUGAGUCACUUCACAACUUAAAUUAUGUGUUAUUGAAUGUAAAUUGUUUUAAUUACUCUGACAUGAAACAUGCUUAUAAGAAGUAAACGAAAAUACGGGAA